Triticum turgidum subsp. durum (durum wheat) is the source of this 1170-nucleotide messenger RNA. The record is from the annotation of a GenBank genome assembly. Lineage: Eukaryota; Viridiplantae; Streptophyta; Magnoliopsida; Poales; Poaceae.
AUGGCCCAUCACCACCUCCUCCCUUUACUCCUCCUCCUCCUCCUGCCCCUCUUCGCCUCCGCCGCGGCCACCGGCGACGAGGCGCACCUCUCCGCGGUGAUCGGCGACACAGGCCUGGCCUUCGCCAAGGACGUGCUGAUCGGCGAGGCGGUGCGGUCGCUCACCCCGCUCCGCCUCCCCGGGGCGGAGAAGGCCUUCCGCGUGCCUUUCCUCGGCGGCAUCCGCGCCGCCGUCUCCAGCAUCACGCUCUUCCACCUCGACGUGGGGGAUAACUCCGUCGUCCGCCUCGGCGACUCGGCCCUCGUCGUCGUCGCCUCCGGCAUUACCGCCAACAUCAGCAUGGCCUGGAGCUACUCCUACUACUCCUGGUACUUCCCCGUGGAGAUCUCCGACAGAGGCACCGCUUCGAUCCUGGUUCAAGGAAUGGAAGUUGGGAUAACCAUGGAAAUCAAGAAUUAUAAUGGAAGUUUGGCUCUGAACGCCACGCAAUGUGGUUGUUCUGUGAAGGACCUGGUGAUAUCUCUGGAUGGUGGAGCAUCUUGGUUUUAUCAAGGGUUUAUAAAUGCUUUUGAAGACCAUAUUAGAGCUGCGGUUGAAAAGGUAAUACCGGAAAAUAUUAUUGACAGCACAUCAAAACUGGAUUCGUUGCUUCAAGGUCUUCCUAGGAGUGUUAGUCUGGACAAUGUCACUGCUCUGAACAUGACUUUUGUCAAUGAUCCACUAUACGGGAAUUCCACGAUUGAGUUUGAUAUCAAUGGAUUGUUCGCUUCUGCAGUUGUUAAGACUAGCAAUUUGCAGAAGCAUCCCCAGCUUUCAUUAUCUUGUGGUGGAGCAUCAAAUAUGCUUUUGCUUUCACUCGAUGAAGAUGUAUUCAACUCGGCAUUAGAGGUUUACUUCAAGGCUGGUUCCAUGCAUUGGGUUGUAGACAAAGUUCCUGAUCAAUCUCUACUGAAUACAGCAGGCUGGAAAUUUAUCAUUCCUCGCUUAUAUUGGAACUAUCCAAAUGAUGACAUGGUCCUGAACAUUUCAAUGGCCUCAUCCCCACUGAUGAGGAUUACAUCUGAAAAGAUUGGUGCUACCAUUAAUGCAGACAUGAUAAUUGAUGUUUUACAUGGCACAGAGACGGUUCCAGUUGCAUGCAUCUCUGUAGUAAGAAAUCUCAAAUUCUGA